CACCUCAGAUGAACCUUUGAAACUUGUUUACUAUUUUUAGUGUCCUAUGCAUCCCUUUAAGAUUGCUGAUUGGUCUGUGCUGUUUGUUCCUCUCUCUCUCUCUCUCUCUGGCUUUUAUAUGUGAAGUUUGCAUAGAGACAGAAAAAGAAACCCUUAAUUUUGAGAGAUCAAUCUCUAUCAGUUGCUGGUAGAGGUGGCAGUAGAGACAAACCAUUUCCUUGCCUCCACCUCUGCCAUUUUUCCGCCACCUUUUACUAUCCCUCUCUCAAAAAUCUUUACCACCAAUUCAGCUCAACAGAAAAAAAAAAUACAAUAGGGUUUUAUUUCUUUUUCUUAUUUAACCCUACUUGCUUCUGCUUUCUCCUUCGUUUUAUGUUUUCCUCGGGAUCUGAUUUCAUAAGUAAACCCCAGGUUCUGAGAGCACAAAAAGUAGACAACAAAAAAAUUGAAGGGUUCUAUAUUCCCGAUGAGUUUUUGGUUUGUGAGCCUUUUUAUAUAGUACUUUCUAUUGUCCAUGAAAAUCUUUGUCUGAUUUAGGAGCUUCCUCUGUAUAUUUGGAGUGAAGUUGAGAAAAUUGAAUACCACUUUCAUCAUCAUCUCAGUUUGAUUAAACACCAACUCAUUUUUGGAGGAAAAGAUCUGUGACUGCACCACCUCACACAGAUCUCGUUGGCCUACACUGCUGAGAUCACUUAAAAAAGAAAGGGAGAGUAUGAAUGCAUUUUCUCAUGUCCCCCCAGGUUUCAGGUUCCAUCCCACGGAUGAAGAACUUGUUGACUACUACCUCAGGAAGAAAGUUGCUUCAAGGAAGAUUGACCUUGAUGUCAUCAAGGAUGUUGACCUUUACAAAAUUGAGCCAUGGGAUCUUCAAGAGAUUUGCAGAAUAGGAAGAGAAGAGCAAAGUGAUUGGUACUUCUUUAGCCACAAAGACAAGAAGUAUCCAACUGGAACACGCACAAAUAGGGCAACAGCUGCAGGAUUUUGGAAAGCUACUGGAAGAGACAAAGCAAUCUACUCAAAGCAUGACCUAAUUGGGAUGAGGAAGACCUUAGUCUUUUAUAAAGGUCGAGCUCCCAAUGGACAAAAGUCUGAUUGGAUCAUGCACGAGUAUCGCCUUGAAACUGAUGAAAAUGCCACACCACAGGUGCAGGAAGAAGGAUGGGUUGUGUGUAGAGUAUUCAAGAAGAGAGUUGCAGCAACAAGCAUGCGUAGAGUGAGUGAACAUGACUCCCCUUGUUGGUAUGAUGACCAAGUCUCUUUCAUGCCAGAUUUGGACUCACCAAAACAAACCUCUCAAUCCAAUAUGAAUUUGGUCUACCAGCAGCUACCAUAUAAUAAUAACCCUUGCAAGAAAGAGCUAGAAUUUCCCUACCAAUUGCCUCGAGAACACUUUCUCCAGCUUCCAUUUCUAGAGAGCCCUAAAAUACAGCUUCAAUCUUCUUCCACCAUGGAACCCUUUGGUGGUAGCCAUGCAACUACUCUACUACAAGAAGAACAAGUUCAACUACAAACUGGUCAUCAGCAAAACUUUCAGGCAAUGAUGUAUGGCAACAACAAUAAUAAUACCAAUAACAUUGAAGAACAAGUUACUGAUUGGAGAGUGCUUGACAAGUUUGUUGCUUCACAACUUAGUCAAGAUGAUCAUGCUGCAUCCAAUUCCAAAGACAAUAAUAAUAGCUACUCAUCAAACACUGCACCAGCCAACAUGUUCCAUUCCACAGAUAAUAACAAUGGCGCCCUGCAGUUCACACAUUUGGACAAACAAGACAUGGUGCCUGAAAAUGCAGCAUGGAAAUAGUGGUGGCCACUUAAUAAGCUGUUUGCAUGUUGGUACAUACUAAUUAUAGAGGGUACUUCAUUAGCUAAAACAUUUAUUGAUGCAAGUAUUGUUUAAAUUCAUGUACAUAUAUAAACGUAAUUAAUGAGUAAAAAAAUUAACUA
Messenger RNA from Lotus japonicus, 1941 nucleotides. Its product is annotated as NAC domain-containing protein 7-like. Lineage: Eukaryota; Viridiplantae; Streptophyta; Magnoliopsida; Fabales; Fabaceae. Gene Ontology annotation, biological process: regulation of DNA-templated transcription. The coding region runs from base 713 to 1798 and encodes 361 amino acids. Gene Ontology annotation, molecular function: DNA binding. The record is from RefSeq and is a predicted model, not a curated record. The transcript is spliced from 4 exons.